AUCACAUCCCACCUCUUUUAUUCGCGUGUUGUCUACUUCGCCACUUCCACCACCUGUGCAACUGUACGAUUUUAGCAGCAUAUGUCACAGAAGCCGCUCAAGCUCGCGCAUAUAUCUCCUCGUUAAGCAUAGUUGUGAGUGUUUUGGCACUUUUUUCGUUGCCGAAGUGCAAGUUCACGCCAUGUCUGGACACGGUCACGGCCACGGCGGUGGACACAGUCACGGCUGCUGUGAAUGCGAUCACGAGCCCGCAGAGCGAGGAGUGGAAUAUGAGCUGUACAGACGCAUUGAUAUCGAGAAGCUUCAGUGCUUGAAUGAGAGCCGAGAUGGAGACGGUAAACUGGUGUUCAAGCCUUGGGAUCAACGCACUGACAGGACGAAGUUUGUUGAAAGUGAUGCUGAUGAGGAGCUUCUGUUCAAUAUACCGUUUACAGGUAGCGUGAAGCUGAAAGGGAUCAUUAUUGCUGGAGAAGAUGAUGAGUCACACCCAGCUGAAAUGAGACUGUUCAAGAACAUACCCCAAAUGUCAUUUGAUGAUACAAGCAGAGAGCCAGAACAAGCCUUUCGUCUAAACCGGGAUCCGCUUGCUGAGCUUGAGUAUCCAACCAAGAUUGCGAGAUUCUCCAAUGUGGAGCACUUAUCUAUCCACAUAUCUCGAAACUUUGGGGCAGAAUCCACUCGUGUGUAUUACAUUGGUCUGCGGGGAGAAUUCACACAGGCUCACAGACAUGAGGUGACGAUCUGCAACUAUGAAGCAGCAGCCAAUCCAGCAGACCACAAAGUGGAGAGCAUCACGCCGCAAACACAGUUCAUAUCAUGACAAAUGGAGGAAAGAGAAUCUCACGCGUGCUGCGUGAAACUAUAAAAGUGUGCAUGAGUUUUGAUAAUGGUGAGAUGAACGGAUUCAUUUAGGAGGGUUUGUUCGUCUGCAAAUGUGCCAAUAAAUAUUUAACCUAUAUAAGCAUAAUUACUGAAUGUAUGCUUAUGUCAAAUAAACACUGUGUACUUCAAAUAACAGAACAGACGAGCCAUGCAAGAAGUCUGUUCUUUAAAAAUCUAGUGGAAAGUUUAUGUUCUCAGUUUGGUUUUGCAAUAUCGUACUCAUCCAUUUAAUAUUUCUUUUGCAUAAUUGCUUUGGGUCAAAUGAGAGAUUAAAAACCAUUUAGGAAAAUGUGUUCUAAUCGAGUCCUUGAGGUGUUUAAUAUUGAUGGAUUCUUGCAAUUUGUUUAAUAAGAAAUCUUCCUGGUUAAUUUCAACCACUUUUGGGAUUUCAGAAUAUCAUGCAUAUUUUAUAACAAUUUAUGCAUUAUGCUGCUCUUAAUUAAAUAAACAUACAAUCUCAA
This is a messenger RNA of Megalobrama amblycephala (Wuchang bream), 1343 nucleotides long. It is a transcript of the gene pithd1, whose product is annotated as PITH (C-terminal proteasome-interacting domain of thioredoxin-like) domain containing 1. The record is from RefSeq and is a predicted model, not a curated record. Lineage: Eukaryota; Metazoa; Chordata; Actinopteri; Cypriniformes; Xenocyprididae. The transcript has 6 exons. Gene Ontology annotation, cellular component: nucleus. Bases 182 to 820 code for a protein of 212 amino acids.